AUGCCGCCGCCACUGUCUGACCAGCUGGUCGGACAGUGGGAACCCCUCGCACCCAGCAACGCCCGUUUCCGAGGACGUCUGGAGACCCGGUUCUUGUGGAGCAGGCUUCACCGUCCCGGUUGGGGGAGUUUCUUCUUAGCAGAAGAUAUAUUCCGGCAGAGCCUUGCCAGCUUGCGCGGAGCAGAAAAGGCCAUCGACACAUCAUGCCUGCUCGCAAUCUUCUUCAAACUGUGGCGAUUCUUGCCUAGGGUGCUGAGGGGCGUAUCGCAGAGGCGUUUGCAGACGCGUGUCCUCGGCAAGUCGGUGUUCAUGCCAGUGUGCGUCGCUCCAACCGCUCUGCACAAGCUGGUGAAUGCAGAAGGAGAACUCGCCACGGCCAGAGCUUGCGCUCGAGCCAACACCGUGAUGGUGCUGAGUAUCUUCAGCACAGUGAGCAUGGAAGACGUGCGGAAGGCGGCUCCCAACUGCUCGCUGUGGCUACAGGUGUACCUUUACAAGAAUCGUAGCAUCACACGUUCUCAAGUGGAGCGGGCCGAGCAGCUGGGAUUUGGCGCCAUCGUCUUAACAGCAGACUCCCCGGUUAUCGGCAGUGUUGAGACAGAGGCUGAUGACUGGGAGUCGAGAGGCAUACGCUGUCCGAACUUCGACGAGUGGGGCAUGGAAGCGGCUAGGCCAGCCUUCUGGGACGCCGGUGCUACGUGGGAAGACCUCGAGUGGCUCCGAAGCAUCACAGAGCUGCCCAUCGUGGUAAAAGGAGUACUGCGCAGUGCGUGA
This is a messenger RNA of Rhipicephalus sanguineus (brown dog tick), 774 nucleotides long. RefSeq names its product 2-Hydroxyacid oxidase 1-like. Lineage: Eukaryota; Metazoa; Arthropoda; Arachnida; Ixodida; Ixodidae. The coding region runs from base 1 to 774 and encodes 257 amino acids. The transcript has 6 exons. The record is from RefSeq and is a predicted model, not a curated record. Gene Ontology annotation, molecular function: oxidoreductase activity.